This is a messenger RNA of Poecilia latipinna (sailfin molly), 2829 nucleotides long. Its product is annotated as zinc finger protein 185. The coding region runs from base 949 to 2547 and encodes 532 amino acids. NCBI's taxonomy places the organism in Eukaryota, Metazoa, Chordata, Actinopteri, Cyprinodontiformes, Poeciliidae. The record is from RefSeq and is a predicted model, not a curated record. The transcript is spliced from 9 exons.
GGAAGGUCAGAAAGUAAGGACACAACAUUUAGAAAAUGUAACAGGGAGUAAGAUAUGAAGUUACAAAUAUUCUUCUACUUCUACUAAUAUUACUUAUCCACACCUGGAAAACAUUGAAAUAGGAGAUUAAACCAGGCUGAGAGCUCUUUUUGGAUAUAAAUUGGCAUAGCAGGUUCAUUCAAUUUUAGUAAGAUGCUUGGCAACAAAGAUACCUGCGAGUCAUUUGCACUUGAAUGCCGUUGAGUGAAAAUGAUAACGCAAGUGUCCAAUAAGGAAACUGAUCACAGUUUCAGUAGUUUCAAAUCAGGUUUUUUCUGAUUCCUGAAAUCUUGGUAAGUGGAACGGUAUGUUUUGACACAAAGGUUUUGCUGUAAAACCAGAAGAAAAACAAAAGCAAACAGCUUCCUGAUUGAACGUAAUACAGCGAUGACAGGUUUACAACUUGCUGUUUAUUUUUCCGCAAUAAAGUCAGUGAGUAAAGGUAAAGUAAACCAGAACUACAUCUCUGCAGUGAUUUAAAACAUUUUCAGAUUCUCCCACAGCUGAGAUGACGAACGAUAAGCAGUGCUUACCUUUUCUUAUCAAGAAAGAGCUGCAGCAAAAAAUUUUAAUGGAUAACAACUUUGGAAUGUGGCUUUCAAAACACGAACUAGAAAGAGUAAAAAAAAAAAAAAAAGAUACACCUCUCCAACAUCCAACCCUAGACGCUCACAGGGGGGUGGAAUCUGAAAUGACAGGUUGUGGGUGGGGAGGUAGGAGUUAAAGUAUCACUACCAAUCUGCCACAAGGACACAGAGGAGACUCGACGACCCAGCUGACUCAAACAGGUUGACGAUUUACAAGUCGCGGCUCAUUAAUCAGCUCAGGACAAACGUACAGAGUACAUCAGGUUGAGUUCAUUUAAUCUCAUAAGAAAAUCUCCUCAGGACAAACGUCGGGAGAAACAUCAUGUCAAAAGACAUUGACAGAAAUCAGGUGCUGCAAAACAUCAGGGUACGAAAAGCAACCAGGAAGGACGGCUGGUGGAUCCAUGGUUCUAACAAUGACAUGGUAGUUUCUGAAACGAAACAGGAACCUGCGCCAGCCACAAAUAAUUCACUGGUCCAGUCAAGGAUCAAAAGAUUCCAGCUUCCUGCUAAUCAGACAAACAAUGAAGCUGAUUCUAUUAAACCCGAUGAUUCGACCGAGGAAACAAGAAAAAAUACCACGAGAAAUACAAAAUGCCAAUCACCAUCCAAACAGGCACAAGAGCAACAGCCAGUCAUAAACACAAACAAUGAAAAGAAGGAGGUGGAAUUAAAAGCGCCAGCUGGCGAGUCCAAUGUGGAGCAGAACGGGGGGGAUGUUAAGGUCUCUGCAGAUGUAAAAAAUGAAGAACAAAUCCAACCAGCUUCUUCAACAAAUGGUAACGGUGAUGCAGCAGAACCACCACCUGCCCAUAAAACUGCAGAAGUCAAAGAACAAAACCCUGACACUGACCCUACAAAUGUAGAGGAUCAGGUUUCCAGUGAUCUUUGGGUGAAAUCAGGUGCAACAGGCACUGCAGAGAUUCCUGCUACACCUCAAGAAGCUUUGAUUGAAACAGACACAAGUAGUUUGGAGGAUGGAGGGGAGACAGCAUCCACGCAAACUACAGAGGAAAGUCGAGAGAAAUCCCCGCUACCUGCAGAAGAAAUUGUACCCGCUGCCUCUCCGUUUAUUGUGAAGGAGUUGCCGGAGAACACUGCUACGCCGGACGAACACAUUCCUCCUCAAGCCAGCGUGGAACCUAACGUGCAGUUUGAAUCUGUAAGCAAGUCACCUGCUCAGCCUGGAAAUGAAACACCUGCAGAGGCCAGUUGUGAAAAACAUCCCCCAGAGCAAGUUGACAACGAAACUGUUGAAGCUGAGGCUGAGCCGGAGGUGGAAACCCCCGAUGUUGAUAAUGCAACACCUCGUGAGGAGGCUCCUCCGCUUAACAGCGUGCAACCAGUCGCCUGUUCUCUACCCGAGUCACACGAUGAAAUCCAAGCAGCUGACAGUAUUGUUGUUGAGCAAAGUGUCGAGCCGUCGUUUGGAGAUGAAGUACAUUCCUUGGACUUGAACAUUGAAGAUGCUCUUAAACCUGUACCGUCUGCAGAUCCUGAAGCUGUCCAGGAUAGUUCAGAUUUCAGACCCAUUGAUUUGACAGAUGCCCUGCAUGUGGAGGCACCCCAAAAAGAAUCCGUUCCUAAAACUGAAGCUGAAGAACAGCCUCGUCGAGAGGAACCUGAUCCCCAGCCUGACGAUGCCAGAGUUUCUGAAGGCCUUCAGAAGCCUGCAGAAGAACUAAAUUCAACCCAGCUUCCUAAAAUAUCCAGCGAUGGAACCCCUUUUUGCUCUUACUGCAACAAAAUAAUUGAUGGGAGAGUGAAGAUCAUUUUGAACGAACCGCCUGUGGUAUGCCAUGAAGAAUGCCUCAAGUGCGACGUUUGUGCUAAGGCCCUGGGAGAAAUGCCGAUCACCAUGUUCUUGCUUGGCAAAGUGAUCCACUGCCUAGACUGCUUCGCAAACGCGCUUAAUUUUUGAAUUCUGCUGGCGAAAAAUACUUCCUGUCACCAAGCUCACAGUGAAUAAUGUGCUCUCUGAGAACCUCCCCGGUUUUGCCCUUGAUCUGUACACUGUUCUACCGAAUGUUUCCUUUCACUGAAAAGGAGGACAUGGUGUGAUGUGACGUUUAAAAAUCGAGCAAAUAAAAAGAAAUGUACACACUGCUAAUUACCACAGAUGUUUGAAUGAAAUGCUCCAUAAUCAGCAUAAAUUAUUUUAAUGCCAUGUACAGGAUGUGAUUAAAAUAAAAUUACAAUCAAA